Molecule: messenger RNA, 2493 nt
Organism: Cololabis saira (Pacific saury)
Lineage: Eukaryota; Metazoa; Chordata; Actinopteri; Beloniformes; Belonidae
Gene: ndc80
Product: NDC80 kinetochore complex component
Exons: 17
Coding region: 80-1999 (639 amino acids)
Biological process (GO): attachment of mitotic spindle microtubules to kinetochore
Cellular component (GO): Ndc80 complex
Source: RefSeq, a predicted model, not a curated record
UGCGUUUUGGCGGGUUUGUUUAAACCGACCAGACUGUCAGUUUGGUUCGUAAACAUUAGCUGCAUCAACUCUGCGGAAUAUGGAGCGCGGGAGGCUGAGCCGGGCUGCGGUCAGCAGACAGUCGGACCUGCCCAUGCGAGUGCAGGACAGUAACAGGACCAGCAUGGUGUACACCACUCCCCAGAGUAAACAUUCCUUUGGAAAGCUCAACGUGCCGAAACCGCCCUCUGUGACCUCCGAGAGGCGGACCAGCUUCUUUGGUGCUCGCAGGACUAGCGGGGCCAGCAUGCCUCGUAACAGCACCAUGUCAGGGUUUGGAGGAACUGAAAAGAUCAAAGAUGCCAGACCUCUGCAUGACAAAUCAUUUGUUCAGCAGUGUAUAAGACAGUUGCAUGAGUUCUUGUCGGAGCAGGGUUACCCAGGCACUUUGUCAUCCAAGACUCUUCAGUCACCUUCAACAAAGGAGUUUGUAAAGAUGUUUGAGUUCAUUUAUCGCCAGCUUGAUCCAACCUUUGAGAUGCCAAACUCCAAAGUAGAGGAAGAAGUUCCAGCUAUGCUAAAGGCAAUAAGGUAUCCAUUUGUUCUCUCCAAAUGUUCAAUGUAUUCUGUUGGAGCGCCUCAUACCUGGCCCCAGGCCCUGGGUGCUCUCAUGUGGCUAAUUGAUAAUGUAAAGAUCUACUGGAGUUUGAAUAAGCAGGAGCUGCUGUUCAGUGAUUUCUGUGAGGAAAGCGACAACAUUGAGGAAGGUGUUGAGUAUAACAAGCUCUUUCUGGACUACACAGCUGGAUCAUACUCAAAGUUCAUGCAGGGGGAAGAUUCCUUUGAGGAUGAAGAUGAAACAUUUCUCACCAAACUAAAGAAACUUUACAACGUUGAUGAAGCGUUGCUGGCCUCGAUGGAAGAAAAACACCAAAUACUCAGUUCAGAGGUUGAACGUCUGGAGAAAGAGAGUCAUACAGACCGCCUAAUGACCAAGAGGAUGGAAAAGGUGAAAUUGCAGGCAGACUUAAAAAAACUCCAGAGCUAUCGCAGCAGCUUGGAGACUUUUAAAGCCAAUCUGGAGAAUAAGGCCUCUGAACUGGCAGAUGAAUUGGAGACCACCGUCGGUCAUCUGGAAUCUCUGAAACAUGAGAGUGAUGAACUGCAACAGCUCCUGAAGAACCAGAAGUUUACUCCAGCUGACGUUGAGAGGAUCAACAGAGAGAAGAGGGAACUCCAGCAGACCAUCGCCCGUCUCAGCAAGUCUCUGGAGGAUGCUGAGCAGCACAAGUGGAAUGAGGAGAUUGCUCUGGCCAAAGUGAAAGAGAAGGCAGAGCUGAAGGUGGCAGAAUACCACAAGCUGGCACGUAAACUGAAGAUGAUACCGCAGUCUGCAGAAAACGCCUGUGGCCACGAUUUUGAAAUAAGGCCAUUUGAAUGUGGAUCCGGCAGCAUGGUUCAGCAUAAAACACAGACACAGAUUCUUCUGAGAAAACUUAUCAGUGACGUGGAGGAGGAAAACAGUCGUUUAGCCAACUCGAAGCUCAGCCUAGACGAGUCUUGUGAGCAGGUAAAUUCGAACAUCAUGGAUAAGUCCAACGAUCUGAAGCAACUUCGAGAGCAGAUCCGGAAGCUGGAUGAACACCUGGACGGUGGCAUGCAGGAGCUAGCCCGAGAGGAACAGGAAUGGGCCGUAGAGGUGGAUACAGCGGAAAACCACCUCAAACUUCUUGAGAAGAAAGUAAAUUGCGGUUAUGAUGAGGCUGUGCAGCAACUAAAGGCAGCGCAGCAACAGUACCACCUUGUGCUGCAAGAGACCAACGAGGAGAGGCGAAUUGUUGCCAACAACCUGGCGUCUGCUUUUACCACAGCUGCAAACCAUUUAGCUGUUUCUGAGAAAGCCCAGGAGGAUCUGCACGCCAGGGUGCAGCGCAUCUGUUCAAAGGCAGUUGAAGAGGAUGAAUCGACCAUACAGAAGAUGCGGGAAAUCCUGAAGUCCAUGGCUCAUAAAGAUUCAUAAAGUUCAUUCAAAGAUGAAUCACAGGAUGAUUUGAAGGACAAUGGAAGCACUUGGAUUUCCACCUCUGCUUUUUGUUUUCCAUUUUGGAUAAAGUAAUUUUAAUUCUUAACCGGUCUCAGAAAUAUAUCACUUAUUUGUAUGUAUCUCAGAUUGUUUAUAUUCACAAUAACUAAUUUUUACACACUCGUAUUUCUAUUUUUCAUCUUAUGAAUAUGUUUGUGUUCAUCUUUUUUUCCCAGAAUAAAGUUAAACGAAACGUGUAAAUCUACUGAUUUAAUUGCAUAUUAAAAGAAAAAUGGUCUGUAUUAUCUGUAAACUCUUUGAUCAUCAUCAGUUCUUCCUUCGUGGCAGUGAUGUCAUAUAGUAACCACUAGAUGGUAGCAUGCAUUAACUGACUUGAAACCAAUUUACUUGGUUGACUGAAACAAAUCUUUUGUAGUGUAAAUUAUUGAUACAAUAGCAGUUUAAUGAUUACCAAUAAAUUCAAAAGUGAA